CAAAGCCUUCCGAUCUUACAUAAUAGAAGCGUGCACUUGACUUUCGGUCAUGUUGACAGUUGCUUGCGAAAGAAUACGUGCAAGAGCGAGAGGGAAGCGCAGCAGUAGUGGGGAGCUGCAACAGCACUGGGUUGUGGUAGUAGCAAAAUAAAGAGAAAAAAAGGAAAGACUGCACACACAAGAAGUCGUCCGGAGGAAAAGUGCACCAGUAUUUGGAUCCGUGCCGUCUUUUAUCGCAUCGCACCGCUAACCUUGAGGGAAGGUCCGUGCUGAACAGCUGCCCUUGGCCGGGACCUUUCGUACGAACACGAGAACAGUCCCAGUCCAUUGUGGUCCACUCCCACCGGACAAUCCCGUCCUAUCGAACGAGACACGGGUUCAACUCCCUCGAUUGGAAAAGGCCAGGAAGGAGAAAAAUGAUAUUGAUUACGAAAACCGUAUGAUAGAUCGCGGAUCGACAGACACACUUGUGCAGUGGGGGCUCACAGAGUGUGCGGCCACCAGUGAAUUUUCCAUUUCCCUCGAAAUCAAAUACCCUCUGAAAGCUUUCCUUGCACACGUCGUCGAUCGUUGGAUUUUGCCUUCCGGCAGAAGACAAACCAGCAGCAGCAGUACUACCACCAUCACCAAUCUCACGCGCAAAACCCGCCUCCAUCCGAAUGGAUGUUAUCGGUCCGGACGAUCGUCCGCAGGAAACGGGAACAACAAACGGUAAGCAGCUCACCAAUGGAAACGCAACGCCGGCGGAAGAAAGCGCCGCGGCCGCGGUAGCGGGUGGCGGUGCCGGAAAGCGCAAAAAGGCUAAGAGGAAAAAUAAAGCUAAAAAUAGUCAGACCGAGUCGGAGAUGACGGGCGAAACGAAUAUGACUAUCUCCGGCGCGUUCGACACGGCGACGAUGAAGCCGCCACCAGAGGCUGUGCUAGCGAAGCAGGUGGAACAGAGCGCGGUGACUGUAAAUAGUAAUUGUAAUAGUAAUAGCAGUAAACAUAGUACCAGCAGUAGUCAUAGUAACGGGCUACCGGAGAAGCCAGCACCAGACCCGUCGUCCGUAGAUGCAAUCAGCAAGAAGCUGGAGCAGUGUGUUCAACUCGGCCGUAACGGCUUAACGCAUAAUGGUUUGCCGAAUCAUGGUGCGGAUACUGGCGAUACGGAACAGCCGGCCGGGGAAGACAUAGCUAGCACCGUAGAAAGAAAGUCCGGUAAGAAAAAGCAUCGCAGUAGGCAAACGAAAAAGGGUCCGCUGCCAGCUAACACAACCUGUACAGACGAGAAUGAAGAAGAUGAAGGCAAAUCUCAGCCAACAACGUCUACAACUACUGCCUUGCUGGGUGUGGGAGCUACUAGCGAAAAGAACGAGUCAACCGAUGGCCAGAACGUGCCGGAAGAGCCGCCUGCAACCGAUGCCGCACUGGCGGCGGCAGUGGAAAGCAAACCGGCCCUGACACCGAUGGAAAUCACUUACCAGGUGUACGAAUCGGAACGCCAGAUGCCGGCGAUAAUGGCCCUGAUUCAGAAGGAUCUGUCGGAACCGUACUCGAUCUACACCUAUCGUUACUUCAUACACAAUUGGCCAAAGCUGUGCUUUCUCGCGCUGCACCAGGAUACGUGCGUCGGGGCGAUCGUCUGCAAGCUGGACAUACACCGGCAGGAGACGCGCCGCGGCUACAUAGCGAUGCUGGCGGUGGACAAAGAUUACCGUAAGCUAAAAAUCGGUACCACGCUCGUACAGAAAGCGAUACAGGCUAUGCUAGAAGAUAACGCCGACGAGGUGGUGCUCGAGACGGAAAUUACGAACCAACCGGCACUGCGGUUGUACGAAAAUUUAGGCUUCGUGCGUGACAAACGGCUCUUUCACUAUUACCUAAACGGUGUCGAUGCGUUACGGCUUAAGCUUUGGUUUAGAUGAAUGCACCGCACCCUGUAUCCUUGACCAGCACACCACCACCACCACCAACCUUCCCGCGAAGCGAUCGGAAGUGGCGGAAAGGAUCAGGCAAACUCUUGAGAGUAGGUUAGCAGUAGGCGAGCUAAGCAGGCUAUGCACGAUCGAAGACAGGUCCGUAAAAAAAAGAACCUACGAAGGAAAAGGGAUUUAUUUCUUAACUUCCAAGUUCAAAAGGAAAGGGACCUAUAUUGUCGAACAAAUGGGCCACACUGAGAAAACAGGGCGAAAAUCACCCCCCCCGCAACACGGAUACUCACGGAUUUGUUUUGCUCGUUUAGGCGCUUGAUAUUUUUGAAUGUUGAUAAUUUCGGUCAGGUCGGUCAGGCUAGAUUUCCUAAACCGGAUGCAAUACGAUUGGACCCAAAUCAGUCAUUUCGAUCGGUUUCCUAACCUUCGGAUUCGGAUUGCUAUACCAAACAGUUACAUUAUUUAUGGAAAACAGAGUAGGACGCGAUCAGUUCAAAUUCCGGUUCUUCGCAACGGUCCCGAGUCGAGUCGACUCUCAAUCCCACACGACCGAUUUUAAAACAUGUGUGUAUGUGUGUGUGUGUCGAUCAUCCCCCCAAAAAUGCAUGCAUAUUGCGUGGCAACGAUCAAAGGAUGUGGAUUGUUCUAUUUACACUACUACUGACUGAACACUGCACAGUGUAGUAAAUAACAGCGCCAUCCGUUUGUCCUUUGCGUGUAGUGGUGCGAAACUUCCCUAACGAAAACUGUGAACCAAACGCAGCACAAAUAAUUUAUUUUCGAAACGCUGUAGCCAGCAGGGACACGGCACAGUUGUGUAAUCUUUGUUUUGUAAUAUAAUAUAUCUAGUAUUUGUCCAUCUAGUGUGUCUGUGUGUGUGUGCGCGUGCUUGAGUGAUCGGUUUUUGGCGCGGUGUAUCGUGUUCUUCCAAGUGUUAAGUGUCCAACGUGGAUCGACGUUGUCGGUUCACGGAAAACGCUCGGGUUCAAUGGUAAAAUGUACAGGAUUCACAGAUUUCAAUCUGCCUGCUGGUUUGGUUAGAAAGGAUACUAAUGGGAAUGCGUAGCAUACUAAAGUGGGAGUUUUGAAAUGUUCGAAGCGGACGGACUUGUUUCUUGGGGUAAGCAAAGGGUGUGCGCAACAAUUGAUAGCAAAACAAAAAAUAAACAAAACCGAAAACAAAACAGUUUGUGCAACCGAUUUUGUAAAUACGGGACGAGUAAAUAAAGCAUACAAAAUACAGAAAAAAGAGAA
Messenger RNA from Anopheles stephensi (Asian malaria mosquito), 3167 nucleotides. RefSeq names its product N-alpha-acetyltransferase 30A-like. The record is from RefSeq and is a predicted model, not a curated record. The transcript is spliced from 3 exons. Gene Ontology annotation, molecular function: protein-N-terminal amino-acid acetyltransferase activity. Bases 660 to 1907 code for a protein of 415 amino acids. Lineage: Eukaryota; Metazoa; Arthropoda; Insecta; Diptera; Culicidae. Gene Ontology annotation, cellular component: NatC complex. Gene Ontology annotation, biological process: N-terminal peptidyl-methionine acetylation.